UGUGGGGUUAUAGUGGAACUGAUCAAAAGCAAGAAAAUGGCUGGCAGAGCUGUGCUGCUGGCAGGACCUCCCGGAACUGGCAAGACUGCUUUGGCUUUAGCUAUUGCUCAGGAACUUGGCAGCAAAGUUCCCUUCUGUCCCAUGGUUGGAAGCGAGGUCUAUUCCACCGAGAUUAAGAAAACAGAAGUGCUGAUGGAAAACUUCCGCAGGGCCAUUGGGCUGAGGAUUAAGGAGACAAAGGAGGUUUAUGAAGGAGAAGUCACAGAACUGACUCCAUGUGAGACUGAAAAUCCUAUGGGGGGGUAUGGCAAAACCAUCAGCCAUGUAAUUAUAGGUCUCAAAACUGCAAAGGGAACCAAACAGUUGAAGCUGGACCCCAGCAUAUUUGAAAGCCUGCAGAAGGAGCGAGUGGAAACCGGUGACGUUAUUUAUAUUGAAGCAAACAGUGGAGCUGUCAAGAGGCAAGGCAGAUGUGAUAUCUAUGCCACGGAAUUUGACCUUGAAGCUGAAGAGUAUGUUCCCUUGCCAAAGGGUGAUGUGCACAAGAAAAAGGAAAUUAUUCAGGAUGUCACCCUGCAUGACUUGGAUGUGGCCAAUGCUCGACCUCAGGGUGGGCAAGACAUCCUUUCUAUGAUGGGACAACUGAUGAAGCCUAAGAAAACUGAAAUUACUGACAAACUUCGAGGAGAGAUAAAUAAGGUGGUAAAUAAAUACAUUGAUCAAGGCAUUGCAGAGCUAGUCCCAGGUGUGCUCUUUGUAGAUGAGGUUCACAUGCUGGAUAUUGAAUGUUUCACAUACCUGCACCGAGCACUGGAAUCUUCCAUUUCCCCCAUUGUCAUCUUUGCUUCCAAUCGAGGAAAUUGUAUUAUCAGGGGCACAGAGGAUAUAGUGUCUCCUCACGGAAUACCACUGGACCUGCUGGAUAGAGUAAUGAUUAUCCGAACCAUGCUGUAUACACCCCAAGAAAUGAAGCAGAUCAUAAAACUUCGUGCUCAGACAGAAGGAAUUAAUAUUAGUGAAGAAUCCCUAAACCACUUAGGGGAAAUCGGUACCAAGACAACCUUAAGGUAUGCUGUGCAGCUCCUGACCCCAGCUAACCUGCUGGCCAAGGUUAAUGGGAAAGACAGCAUUGAGAAAGAGCAUAUUGAAGAAAUAAAUGAACUGUUCUAUGAUGCCAAAUCCUCUGCAAAAAUCUUGGCUGAUCAACAGGAGAAGUACAUGAAAUGAAGAGCUGAUCACCUUAGAUGCUUUGAAGUGGCUUUAACCCUUACCCAGGGCUGGCUUGGUUAUCAAAUGAGAAAUGUUAAUGGUUUGUCUCUUUGGGGACUGGAAAGUAUUUAAAUGUUGGACUCUGUUAGGCCAGAACUGUCAAGUGUUCCUGUUGCGCUACCAACAAUACGAUGCUCCCUGAUCCCUGACUUUAGGCUCCCUUUUAUGAGUAUAUAUGAAAUUAACAGUUCUGGACCCGUCAGUUUUGUCUUUAGAUUUCAUUACAGAAGAGCUCUAACUGAAGCUGACGCUUAAGAACAGUCUAUUUUCUUUAUGAAUGUUGUUUUAAAAUAGUUUUGUUUUACAGAUGAGAAUUUUUUUCUUUUUUUGAAUCAAAGUUUGUCUGAAGUGCUUUAUAAUAAAAUAUUUCAACAAUAGUGG
Messenger RNA from Nestor notabilis (Kea), 1650 nucleotides. RefSeq names its product RuvB-like AAA ATPase 1 (gene RUVBL1). Gene Ontology annotation, biological process: regulation of transcription by RNA polymerase II; chromatin remodeling; box C/D snoRNP assembly. The transcript has 10 exons. Gene Ontology annotation, cellular component: Swr1 complex; NuA4 histone acetyltransferase complex; R2TP complex. The record is from RefSeq and is a predicted model, not a curated record. Bases 37 to 1227 code for a protein of 396 amino acids. Gene Ontology annotation, molecular function: DNA helicase activity; ATP binding; ATP hydrolysis activity. NCBI's taxonomy places the organism in Eukaryota, Metazoa, Chordata, Aves, Psittaciformes, Psittacidae.